This is a messenger RNA of Heterobilharzia americana, 4035 nucleotides long. The record is from the annotation of a GenBank genome assembly. Lineage: Eukaryota; Metazoa; Platyhelminthes; Trematoda; Strigeidida; Schistosomatidae.
ACCCAUAUUUACUGGUCUAUCAAAAUGAGGUAAGAUUCAAUCAGUAUAUAGAAAAUAAACAAAUGAACAGGAAAACACAUGAAAAGUACAGAUGAUUAGACAACAGAUGACUUUUGCACUUGGAAUAGACUACUAUGUACAUUCACCAAAAAUAAUAUCAACAUUAUUAUUACAUAUGUUUUGGAUUUUGCAUCAAAUGGACUGUAAUCAAGACGUUGGAGUAAGAAAAUUACGUUUACAAAGUUUAGAUAUUGGAUCUUGUCUACCAGAAGGUGAUUCAUUCUGCACCCAACGUGUUCCAAACAGUUUUUGUUCAAUAAAGAAAAAUGAAUGUUUUUGCAAAUUUGGUUAUUAUUCAGUUCAAGAAGAUGAAGGGAUUACAUGCAAAACAUUGUUAACAAAUCAUAAAUGUCAGUUGGAUAGAGAUUGUAGUUAUGUCAGAAACAGUAUUUGCCAUCCAGGAGCUGGUGCAUGUAUCUGUCCAUCAGGAACUAUUUAUGUACCACAAGAACAUGCUUGUAGGGUCUACAUUAAACAAUAUUCAAGUGGCUUUUGCGGUAAAUGCAGAAAAUAUCAUGGGAUCUGUUACCAAAUUGAAGAAGACUGGAGAAUAUUGGACAGUUCAACAGUAUUAUCUAACAGAUACAACAGAAGACUUUCUUAUGGAUGUAAAUGUCCGCACAAUACAAUUACCGUUGACAUGAAUUCACUUUGGGAGAAUAUUUCUAGCGUCAAUCCAUUUCAAAGAUCAAAUAGUAAUCAGGUUAUCCAAGUAUCAAGCGACAGUGAUUUGUCAGUCCAUUCAGAAAUGCAAGUUGACAAUGCCUUCUGUCGAGGUUUGUUGGUCGACAUCAAAAUGUAUUGUAAUCAAGUCGAUAUGGUGUGUCGGUCGUCGAAAGCUAUCUGCUCAACUGGAAAACAUAUUAAUAACAUUUAUAUUCCACCUCAGUGUGUUUGUCAGGAUGGUUAUUUACCAGUCUAUCAGAGUUACUUGCAUUAUCACGACUGUGUUCCUAUCUGUAAUCAAUGUCCUCCAGUGAAUAAGUUUCUGUAUCAAGAAGAUUGUGCAUGUCAAGAAACUGUUUGGCAAAAUGACUUUAAUACCUUCCCUAAAACCAAUGAUAAUAUCAAAAGCAAUUUGUUCUAUUUUUCCUACGCUGAAGAAAACUUCACAAUCUGUUACAAUGCUUCAUUAAAACACCAAAUAAAAUCAUCUUUCUUCGUAAACAAUAACAUGAUACAAACUGCUGUUUUCAUGUCUAAUCAUUUAAAUUCAGCAUAUCCACAUGAAAACUGCCUUCUUAAUGAAUAUAAUGAAGAGGGAGCUGGGUGUAAAACGUACAAUUUAUUGAAACAUGACAUUUUAUCAUAUUGUGCUUCCGUUCAAUACCACCAAUCUCCAAGACAAUUUGUUCUCAAAACUUUUAUCAUCGUUUUAACUCAAAUGGCAGUUGAUUUCCUUUCUCAGUACAAAGUACAAUAUUCCAUUUCAUUAACAUCAACAUGGAGCAAAGAGAACACGUCAAUCAAUUCAGCUGAAAUCAAGAUAAUGGAUUCUCUGCACAGAGAUCAGAAAAACAGUGAAAUUUAUUAUGACCUUGGUGAAAAUUUGAAAUUUGGAAUACAAGAUCCAGUCGAUGACCAAAAACUCCUACAAACUGUUCUGUAUACAGGAAAACCCACACAUUUAUUCAUAAAUUUUUACCAUCACAAUAAGUCCUACAAAUAUCUGGGUAUCGAUCAAUGUUCAAUGUCCGAGUUGUUGCCAGAUACAAGGCCACACGAAACUAUAAUUGUGCAAAGAAAUUGUCUACUCCAUCCGCCUGGUUAUCGCAGACAAAUAAAAUUUAAUUCAAAUCAACGUCUAACCUACGGAAAUUUUAAAAUGUCGCCAAACUAUUAUCUUUCAGUCAGUAGUAUAGAAAGAUUGUCAAAAUAUUCUUCCACAGUCAACUUAUUCGAUUCUACUUCAAAUGUCAUGAAAACUAAGGGUAAGGAUUCAAGUGAAUAUUAUGCAAAUGUAAUAGAAUUCCAAAUUAAUUGUAUAUUCCGUGUUUGCCAACAGGACAGAUGGUGUACAUGGCCUUCCUUCUGCAGUGACUUUACGCGACGAAUGAGCAAUGAACCAUUGCACUUGCAUAUGUCGAAAAGUUAUGCUUACCCGGAGGUAUACACGAUAACUAAGACUGUCAACCUUAAAAUUUCCUGGAACGAUUCAACUCCUUCUUCGACAUUUCCCCAAAUUAAACUUACAGAUUCCAACUGCAAGUCAAACACAGUGUGUAUCAGAUUCUCUACCAACCUAGGAAUUUUUAUUGUCUGUUUAAUCAGCGGAGUCAGUUUCAUCACCCUAUGCUAUUAUCUUCAUUAUUUCAGCUGUCGUGGUUGUUGUACUCGAUGUUUUUCUCCCAACCAACGUAAUAAAUGCGGCAAUGAAGCCAAGGAAGCAAAUCCAGAUGGAAGUUAUAAAUUUGCACCUUAUCAUUUGUGCAACAACCUACUGAUAAAUACUGAUGGAAAAUAUACUACUCAUCCUACUAUACGUAGUAGUGUUGGAAACGUCUGGAGUAAUGAUAAUAUGGGUGAUACGGAUGGAAUAAAAAAUGACAGCAAUGUCAGUAAUAGCGGAUACCAGCAAGAUUAUCAUGAGCAGCAACAGCAGAAAAAGCAGCAGCACCAGUGCAACCUGAAGAAGACUGGGGAGCCAGCCGGUGAAAUAACCUUGAACUGGAAUAAACUUGACGCAGUGCAUUAUGGAAAAAACACCGCUGUCAGUGAAUCACUCCACUGUUCACGUAAAUCUAACGAAAUCCAAAGACAGUGCUCCCAUCUACCCGGUUAUAAUGAGAUAAACAAAACAAACAUGAUAUCAUUGAACUCUGAACUACAACAAGAAUGUGUUCUAUCGCUGACUUGUUCACAGAAUUCGUUAUUAUGUGCUCAUCCGGAUCAGUGGACAACAGUUGUCGAAUCUGGAAAAAUUCGCGAACCAGUGUACAAAACUGCAUACAUGCAGUACAAUAAUAACUUCUAUGGCUCAAGUUCCGUCAUUUUCACAAACAAUGCACAGAUUUUUAAUGAUGGUGAUAAUAAUAGUAGUAAUAAUAAUGAACAAGAAUUAAAUGUUUGAGGUGUGCUAUAGUAUGUAUUUAAACACCUGCUGACUAGGCAUAUUGAACGAUGAAUAAAUAACUCUGUCUUCAAUAGACUUUGUGCAUAUUUCUUCAGUUGCAAUGUCAAUUUCGAAUGUCUGAAAGGAGGCGUCAAUCAACGAGAACAGAUCACUUCGACUAUUUUGUAAACUAUAAUGAAUUAUUUUCAUUCACAAUUUCAACGAAAAUUAUCUCAGAAAGUUAAAAAAGAUCUUUUUCAGUUUGCCGUGUUUUAUCUGAAUUAUGCAGGAGAAAAACUCAACUCACCAAUAAUGCUACUAACUAGAACAUUCAUCCUAACCCGGUCUCUAUUAUCGAAAAAUAUUAUCUCCGUGAAAUGAUUUCCACAUUUCUUCAGUAGCAAUUUCUGCAUAUAUUCUUAACGCGGAAACUUUAAUUUGCUUUUCCACUUUUACUUUCAGACAAACACAAACUUGAACAUUGAGUAAUCUUACACGCUUAACAUUUUAAGUAGUGCGCCAUCUUGUGAAUACAUUUAUUUGAAUGCAAUGAUAUCAAUGGCUCUAUUUCUAUAUUUAUUCAGUUCAGAAUAAUAUGAACAAGUGAAUGUAACACAAUCCUGUUACUGAUUUAAACACCAAUAUUACAUCAGUUACUGAAAUUAGGAUAACGUUCAUUUAAUGUGUAUUUGGUGAGAUGGUUAAAUAUACUGAGGCUAUAAAAUCGAUAUUGUAAUGACAGUUCACUGUAAUUAUAUUCACUAAUAUAAAUGUAUACAGCAGUCAACCUUCAAUAUGAUUAGUGAUUAUUUUCAAGGUUAUUACAAAUAUGGAAAUCAACCAACCAAAUGAGAUUUACUUCACUGGACUAACUUCUUCACACUUUCUAUGCUAUUCUGUUUUUCUUUUUUCCCUUUGAAUCG